Aspergillus ruber CBS 135680 is the source of this 2041-nucleotide messenger RNA. RefSeq names its product DUF1593-domain-containing protein. Bases 497 to 1969 code for a protein of 490 amino acids. Gene Ontology annotation, molecular function: hydrolase activity, hydrolyzing N-glycosyl compounds. The record is from RefSeq and is a predicted model, not a curated record. Lineage: Eukaryota; Fungi; Ascomycota; Eurotiomycetes; Eurotiales; Aspergillaceae. The transcript has 2 exons.
CUACUACAGCUUCCUAUCCAUUAUUCGAGUAAAUUCUGCAUAUCACCCGUCUUCGUCCACACCACCUACCGUGACCACUGCUUGGCACGUAUCCUCACCGUUGACACCUUCCCUGGCAAUGGCCCAACUUCGGCUACUACUCAAGCCAGAGAAUAAAUCGGAGCCCAACCAACCCCUCUCUUUAAAAUCUGGCUUCUGAAUGGCGGUUGAGACUGACGGACCGCUUGUUCCUACAUCGGUUCUUUUCCGGUUCUUCAGCGAUAUCGCGGGGUCUCCGCAUUCUCCACGCUGCAUGCACUCUGGACAACAUUCCUUGUCAAGGACCGGGGUUGUACGGGGAUACUAUGCUACGAGAUCAUUAGUUCGAAGCUGUGGAUGAAUGAGAGUUAUGACAUCAGUCAAACCCUAGGGAAUGAAAGGAAGUUGGGUAUAAAGGCCGGGUCGAUAUGAGGCUGGUGUCAGAGUAGUCCUCGUUUCCACUGCAAGUUCAAGCGUCAUGUUGGUCAGCUUCUUAUUCUUGUCCCUUUGGGCUGCUCUACAGGCCUUUGCGCUCCCAGUAUCAUCAAAUUCGUCAUGCUCGGCUACUCAGCCGGCGCACACUCGUCCUCGGGUUUUGAUCCUCACCGAUAUCGCUAAUGAACCGGAUGAUGCCGAGUCGCUUGUCCGUCUCUUGGUCUAUUCCCACCAGUUCCGCCUCCAAGGCUUCGUUGCGACCACAAGUUACUGGCUCAACUCCUCUACUCAUGAGGACCAGAUCAUCCACACCCUCAAGGUCUACGGCAAUGUCUUGCCUAAUCUGAAGACCCAUGCCGAUGGCUGGCCCGAGGCCGAAUUUCUGAUUAAUAAUACCAAGGCUGGUCUACCAGUCUAUGGAAUGGACGGUGUAGGAGAAGGCAAAGACAAUGAUGGAUCUGAGCUAUUGAUCCGUACCGUUGAUGCAUCGGAUGAGAUCCUCUGGCUGCCUUGCUGGGGGGGUACAGCGGUUCUGGCACAGGCACUGUGGAAGAUUAAUGCCACCAGAAGCGUGGACGAGAUUGAGAAUUUUGUAAAGAAGCUACGUGUAUACGCCAUCUCAGACCAAGACAAUACAGGACCCUGGAUUCGUCGUCAUUGGCCGCAGUUGUUUUAUAUCGCUAGUGUCCACCAGUUAAAUAUAUAUGCCCUUGCGGCAUGGUCGGGCAUAUCCGGUGAAGACUACUAUUAUUUUGAGCACACCGGCGCCAACACUUCCUCGAUUUCGAAGGAAUGGGUAAAAGAACAUAUACAGAAUGUGGGAGAGCUGGGUGCGCAGUACCCAGAAUUUGACUAUAUCCCGGAGGGUGAUACACCAACUUUCCUCUAUCUUAUUCAGAAUGGGCUUUCCGAUAUCGAACACCCAGAAUGGGGUUCCUGGGGUGGUCGUUACGGACCUGUAUGCUAUGGCGAAGGCCAUUAUGCCGACACAGCAGACCUCAUCACCGGCCCCGAUGGCAUCAAACGCUCCUCAUCACAAGCCACCAUCUGGCGUUGGCGCUCAGCCUACCAAGCCGAUUUCGCAGCUCGCAUGCAAUGGUCGAAUACGGACCGAUUCGAAGACGCCAACCACGCACCCGUGGCUAUUGUCAACCAGCGUUGCGGGUUGGCUCCGGUGGAUAUUACCAUGCGACCUAACCAAACGCUUCAGUUGAAUGCCGAUGCCUCUUACGACCCGGAUGGCGAUCAAAUCUCGUUCAAGUGGUGGCAGUAUGUUGACCCGUCGGACACGGAGUGGCCCCCAUCCACCGAUGCCUUGUCAUUGAAGAUCCGGGGUUCGACAUCGCCGAACCCAACUAUUACUCUUCCGUCAGAAAACAUCCUGUGGCAGGCCGGUGGAGCGCGCGGAUACCGUUUGGAGAGAACGUUGCAUUUGAUUCUGGAAGUCAGCGAUGGGGCCUUGGUUUCGUACAGACGGGUCUUGGUCAAGUUCAACAUUCCCCGUCCGGCAGAGUAACCGCACAGACAAAUACAACAUUUUGUAUAUACCACAUCUAUCUAUCUCAACUAUACAAAACUGACAUUUACA